Thrips palmi is the source of this 1454-nucleotide messenger RNA. RefSeq lists its product as uncharacterized. Bases 51 to 1097 code for a protein of 348 amino acids. The record is from RefSeq and is a predicted model, not a curated record. The transcript is spliced from 2 exons. NCBI's taxonomy places the organism in Eukaryota, Metazoa, Arthropoda, Insecta, Thysanoptera, Thripidae.
CUGGUCUCGCUACUUGCUUUGUGGCUUGGUGGUGGUGAAUUCUGCUGAAAAUGGGUGAUAAUCAUCUAAAAAGCCCUGGGCCUGUCAAUUUAAAGUCAGGUAAUAUUCAGAAGUCAUGGGAAACUUUCAAGCAGAAGUUUGGAUUCUUCUUAACCGCAAUUGGAAAGGCUAAAGCGGCGUCGGAUGUUCGAUGCGCACUCCUGAUGGGAGAGGCCGGGGAUGAAGCUUUGGAGGUUUAUAAUGCCUUUAAAGAUAAGCUGAUAUCCAAAACAACCAACGAUCAAGGAGAGGAGGUCAUUGAACAUGACUAUACAAACAACUAUGACAAGGUUGUUGAGCAGUUUGACCUCUAUGCGGCGGAGAAAAAAUGCAUUACGGGUUGUCGUGAACUGUUUAAUGCGCGAAAUAAAAAAAAGGAGGAAACGUUUUCCAACUGGCUAACAGAUUUGCGAAACUUGGUGAAAGACUGUGAGUACGCAACUAUUGUUGAUAGUAUGCUGAAGGACAGAAUUAUAUGGGGUGUCUGGGACAAGAGGUUAAGAGACACUCUGAGAUCCAAGUCAAAUCAGAGUUUAUCUGAUAUUAUUGAUCUGUGCAAGGCAGUUGAAGCUACGGCACGAUAUCCGAAGUUGAAUGGUGAUAACGAUAAUGCCCAAAAUGUCGAGGCUAUCCAGUCAUUCAACAAAAACCGUAGCAAGAAUGGCAUUCCCUCUCAACCCUACCAAAAGAACAAAGGUGGAGGAAAGAUGAAAAAUUCACAGUACCACAACCGACCCGGUCCAGGCUAUAAAUCAAAGAGGAAUGGAUCACAACAGGGAGACAACAAACAGUUGUUUAAAUACAAGUGCAGAAAAUGUAAUAGAGUGCAUGAGGCGGGCAACUGUCCGGCUUAUGGCCAAAUUUGCUCUGCUUGUAAUGGAAAAAAUCACUGGGAAGUUGUGUGCCGUAAUAAAGGACAACAAAAUGCUGGCAAUUUUAAAAAGCAAAGUAAGGUUGACAGUCUUGCUACUGUGACUAAUCAACUUCAAGAUUGCUUGCUUAGCUCGUGGACAGAUGAUGGUGCGAGUACCAGCAGCUCAAGGAUUGAUGACAUUUGAGUCACGACAAACAACAAGAUUUGGUCGGAAGAUCCUAAAACCACAUCGUUAUGAUGGGAGCUGUUAAUAAAUAUUAUUCAUGUAAUCAAAUAUAUUACUCUGUAUUUUUAUAUCAAAUAUAAUCAACUUUUGUAUUCUGCUAUGUGUUUGUUUACUUUCAACGUAGAAAGUGUUGCCAACUGAAUACUUUAGUGUCUCGAAGGGGGAGGUGUUGUAGUGGUAUGAGAUUACGUUGGCAGUACCGCCCAGAAGUCGGGUAUGAGAACUAUUCGUGUCACUGCCUUGUAACCCUGGUGUCCAUACUAUGCAACUAACCUAUGAAUAAUAAAUCUCUCUCUGGAGUGUUCCCUUUGGUCA